AUGAUAGGCCGUCCUCUACGCUAUGUUAUAACCGUCGGAAAAGCAAUUGCCGCCGCACAUGUUUUUACCAACUAUUGCUUCAACUGGGGCCCUGCCUCUGGCGCGUCUAUGCUUCCGACUUUCGAUAUUCAGGGGGACCAUAUCAUCAUAGACAGACGAUAUCGUUUUGGCCGCAAUAUUGUCGUAGGUGACUUAGUCAACUAUCGAAUUCCCAUCUUCAGACAUAGUGAAGGUGUCAAACGCGUUCUGGGCAUGCCUGGAGACUACGUACUGGUUGGCAGCCCGGAUGCCCACUCGCAUCAAAUGAUUCAGGUUCCUCAAGGUCAUUGCUGGCUUGUUGGCGACAAUUUGGACGCUUCCCGAGACUCACGGAUUUUUGGACCUGUGCCUCUAGCUCUAGUCAAGGGUAAGGUGGUAGCCAAAUUUUUACCUCUUUCCAACCGUCGAAUAUUCAGGAAUGAACUCGAUCCUGAAGACGGUUCUGGUAUUGGAAGGCAAAGAUAA
Messenger RNA from Colletotrichum truncatum, 504 nucleotides. Its product is annotated as mitochondrial inner membrane protease subunit. The record is from RefSeq and is a predicted model, not a curated record. Gene Ontology annotation, molecular function: serine-type endopeptidase activity. Gene Ontology annotation, cellular component: membrane; mitochondrial inner membrane peptidase complex. NCBI's taxonomy places the organism in Eukaryota, Fungi, Ascomycota, Sordariomycetes, Glomerellales, Glomerellaceae.